CGCCAUCUUGUUCCCAGGGGCAGUUGGCGGAAGAGAUCGAGCUCCUUGGCUGCCCGUUCUGCCUUGCGUCCUGAGUUCCCGCUACCUGCGUUUGGCGUCCGUCUUCGGCCUGGGGAGCGUGUGUCGGCGUACCAGUUGCAGUCCCUCGCUCGGCUGGGGCACAACGCGGCGGGCUUCUUGCCCCGACGGCCUUCCAUGGAGUAGGUCCGGGACCGUUGUCCCGAAGAGCGCGAUCGAGCUUGGCCCCCUCCUCCCACCCUCCUUCCUGCCGCGGCAACAUGGCUAACAACAGCCCCGCGCUGACCGGCAACUCGCAACCGCAGCACCAGGCGGCCGCGGCCGUGGCCCAGCAGCAGCAGCAAUGUGGCGGCGGCGGCGGCGCCACCAAGCCGGCGGUGUCGGGCAAGCAGGGCAAUGUGCUGCCGCUGUGGGGCAAUGAGAAGACCAUGAACCUCAACCCCAUGAUCCUCACCAACAUCCUGUCGUCGCCUUACUUCAAAGUGCAGCUCUACGAGCUCAAGACCUACCACGAGGUGGUGGACGAGAUCUACUUUAAGGUCACGCAUGUUGAGCCAUGGGAGAAAGGGAGCAGGAAAACUGCUGGCCAGACGGGGAUGUGCGGGGGGGUUCGAGGUGUUGGAACAGGAGGCAUUGUUUCUACAGCGUUUUGCCUUCUAUACAAAUUAUUUACCCUGAAGUUAACUCGAAAGCAAGUGAUGGGUCUCAUAACACAUACAGACUCUCCAUAUAUCAGAGCCCUUGGAUUUAUGUAUAUAAGGUAUACACAGCCCCCUACAGACCUGUGGGACUGGUUCGAGUCCUUCCUUGAUGAUGAGGAGGUAUGUCAGUCAGCAAGGGACCUAGAUGUGAAAGCUGGCGGAGGCUGUGUGAUGACCAUUGGUGAGAUGCUGCGUUCUUUUCUCACAAAACUGGAGUGGUUUUCUACUUUGUUUCCAAGAAUUCCAGUUCCAGUUCAGAAGAAUAUUGAUCAACAGAUUAAAACUCGACCUAGGAAAAUCAAGAAAGACGGGAAGGAAGGUGUUGAGGAAAUAGACAGGCACAUUGAGAGGCGGCGAUCCAGAUCUCCAAGAAGAUCACUGAGUCCUCGGAGGUCUCCUAGAAGAUCAAGAAGCAGAAGUCAUCACCGGGAGGGCCAUGGAUCGUCUAGCUUUGACAGAGAAUUAGAGAGAGAGAAAGAGCGCCAACGACUAGAGCGGGAAGCCAAAGAAAGAGAGAAAGAAAGGCGAAGAUCCCGAAGCAUUGACCGAGGCUUAGAUCGCAGGCGAAGCCGCAGUCGGGACAGGCACAGGAGCCGCAGUCGCAGCCGUGAUAGGAAAGGGGACAGAAGAGACAGGGAUCGGGAAAGAGAGAAAGAAAAUGAGAGAGGCCGAAGACGAGACCGAGAUUAUGAUAAGGAGAGAGGCAAUGACCGAGAAAGGGACAGGGAGAGAUCAAGGGAGCGCUCUAAGGAGCAGAGAAAUAGGGGUGAGGGAGAAGAGAAGAAGCACAAAGAAGACAAGGAGGAUAGACGACACAGAGAUGACAAAAAAGAGUCCAAGAAGAAACACAGCAGAAGUAGAAGCAGGGAGAGGAAACACAGAAGUAGGAGCAGAAGCAGAAAUGCAGGGAAGCGGAGCAGGAGCAGGAGCAAGGACAAGUCAAGCAGACAUAAAAACGAAAGCAAGGAGAAGUCAAAUAAAAGGAGCAGAAGUGGCAGUCAAGGAAGAACUGGCAGUGUUGAAAAGAGAAAACGAGAACACAGCCCUAGCAGAGAGAAGUCUAGAAAGCGCAGCAGGAGCCAAGACCGUUCCCACAAGAGAGAUCAUGGUGAUAGCAAGGACCAGUCAGACAGACAGGAUCAUCAGAGAAGCCAGACUGUAGAGCCAGAGAGCCAAGAAAAAGAACACAAAAACAAAGAUGAGACUGGGUGAAGAUUUUGUAAAAUUGGAUCACAUUGAAUCCUAUAAAUGUUGAUUAAAUUCUGCUUUUUUUCCCCCCAAGUUGAGAUUGUGCAGUAGUUAUGCACUCUUUGAGCUCCCUGUAGGCUGGUUUCUUUUGUGUAGGGAAGUGCCUUUGUAAUCUCAUUUAGCAUUGAUGUUUUCACCCAGUUGAGUUGACUCAUGAUGCACAGAUUGUUCUUGCAUUUUUGUUUGUUUUUAAAAUGUACAGUCUGUACAUAUGUCCUGAAAAUGUUUUAAUUCUUUGGCAUGGUUGCCAUGUUGGUUAAAUUUGUAUAAGGCAAUAAACUGCCACUAAUUGUAUUUUUGUUUUGUAGGUGUGAGAUUAUGGUUGUGUACUGAAGCUAGCAUGACUGUGCUCUUCAUAAUAGAAUGCUGAAGACUUUGGGAAUGGGUCUUGGGUGUCUGUUUUAGGAGAAUUAUGUGUAUUUCAGUAUACAUGAGGGCAACAGUUGUAGGGUUAACAUUCUUGUCCACUGUAUAUUACCUUGGAAGCUCUUGUUAAUAUGUUAUUCUCCACAGUUAAUGUUAGAGAGAAUUUAUAAGAGGUUUAAAUUAGGCUGUGCUUUGAUCAGAAGUCCUUUUAGCAUUCUACCUCAAAGGGACACUGUUAGUAUGCCUAAAAUUUAUUUACUUUCCUUUUUACAAUGUGCUUCCCUCCUCCCUCUUGAAUUCUUUCUCAGAUUUUAAAAGUACUAUAUUAAAAUGUGUAAAGCCUGGCAUUGUAGCAACCAAGUGAUUGGGAGAGGGCGGGCACAUGAGAGAAGCAGUCAAGCCUCAGGCUUCCAAAGCAUUUUUAUAAAUGGAGAAUACUUAAAUUAUGAAACAGCUUGAUAUAGUAUCCUUUUUUAAGAAUUCAAAACUUUUUUUAUUGAUAAUGAAGAUUGCUGUUUGAGUUUUUAAACUUAAUCUAGAACAGAAAUAUUAACAGUAAUGCAGUGCUGCGUUAUUUAAGACUAUCAGCAAAUUAUUUGAUAGAUUGUUCUUAUGACUUGUAUUCUGAUUUCAGAAAACCAUCAUGAGUGUGGAAUAAAUACUGGAUUAAAUCCUUC
Apodemus sylvaticus (European woodmouse) is the source of this 3010-nucleotide messenger RNA. It is a transcript of the gene Prpf38b, whose product is annotated as pre-mRNA processing factor 38B. The record is from RefSeq and is a predicted model, not a curated record. NCBI's taxonomy places the organism in Eukaryota, Metazoa, Chordata, Mammalia, Rodentia, Muridae. Gene Ontology annotation, cellular component: precatalytic spliceosome. Bases 279 to 1931 code for a protein of 550 amino acids. The transcript is spliced from 6 exons.